CUAUCGCAAACGACUUGGAGGUUGCUCGCAAGGAAGAAGAGGAGAAGCAGAGGAAGGCGAAAGAAGAAGAACAAAGGAUGAACGAGAAAAAGGAAUGAGAAGCACUCAAUAAGGAACUUCACAAUGCAAUGAAUGCUCGACUAGACAGCAUGUAUGAGGUGGUUCGUGGACAGAAGCAGAAUGGCGCAGCAGAAGAACAGAAGAUUGACAGCUUGUUUAAGGAAGUGGAGGAACUACGAUUAGCUCAGGGUGGAGAAAGGAAUGAUGGUGCAUCUACCAGUUGGCCGGCAAUCAGAGACGAUGCCUUGUUAGCACGGAUCAUGCAAGAGCACGAAGAAAUGAAGGCGAAGCAGGAAACCGUGACAGCGGUCAACCAACGUGUUGAAGCGCUGGAAGCAUCUCUAAAAGCUAUUAAACAGCAACAUGAGGCGGCUUUGAAGGACAAUGAAGAUUGGAAGAAGGAAGCUCUUCGGACCGGUAACAAGCGUAGCAGACUGGCGACCUCACCGUCAUCCCAAUUGAAGAUACCGUCCUCCGUACCUCGGCGACCGUCGGCAGAAACGGGAUCCGUUGACCCCACACAGUUGGCGCAGCUGCACACACUUCAAGUCAAUGCACUCAAACAACUUAGGUUGCAGGAGUUGAAUCAAAGAUGGGAGGCUGAACAGGAGAAUGUCAGGCUCAAGGAAGAACUGGCAAAACGGGAGGCGGAGCGAACAACACUCAAAUCUGCUUUCCAACAACAAUUGAAUUCUGCGGGUGGAUCUGUUCUUAAGACUACACGUGACAAGAAGAAGGUGGGUGAUGGAGAGGAAGUUGGCGGGAAAAAUGGACGUGAGAACUUCAUCCGUGAAGCACGGAAGGAGUUGGCAAGCAAAAAGAAAAAUGAUUUAGUGGAGAUCUGUAUGAAGGAGGGAAUUAAAUAUAGUACGAUACCACGGACGAUUACCGACAUCAUCGAGAAGCGGGUAGAGAAGGCGCUCGGCAAGAAGGCAACAAUACAGAAUGUUUCGGAGGACGAUUGUGAUGACGACGGUAAAAACGAUGGGAGGGACUCUACAAAUUCUUCGGGUCCCUCCCGAGCGUAACAUACCUUUGGUCUCUUGCUAAUAAAUGUUUCAAUUCUCG
Messenger RNA from Chara braunii, 1128 nucleotides. The record is from the annotation of a GenBank genome assembly. Lineage: Eukaryota; Viridiplantae; Streptophyta; Charophyceae; Charales; Characeae.